Molecule: messenger RNA, 5345 nt
Organism: Orcinus orca (killer whale)
Lineage: Eukaryota; Metazoa; Chordata; Mammalia; Artiodactyla; Delphinidae
Product: UPF0547 protein C16orf87 homolog
Exons: 5
Coding region: 410-853 (147 amino acids)
Source: RefSeq, a predicted model, not a curated record
CAGAGAGGGCGUGUCCAUCGUCCCACCGGACGAUCCAGUCGGUCUCCUCUCGUGAGAAUCGAUACGCCCUAGAGGACCGGAGCGGCGUGGGUGGGGGCGUGUUCCGCGGUCCCUCGGAGCCCGCGCACGCCGCGCCCCGCCCCCUCAGCACGCAGGCUCCGCGCGAGCUCGCGCACGCGCGCGCGCGCGCUCUUCAGGGCCUCACUCUGGCCAGCGGGGACCGACGGGCGGAGGCUGGGCUGCUGAAGUACGAGGGGCGGAGCCCGGGCCGCCGCCGCCGCCGCCGCCGCCGCCGCCGCCGCCGCCGCCGCCGCCGCCGCCGCCGCCGCCGCCGCCGCCGCCGCCGCCGCCGCCGCCGCCGCCGCCGCCGUCGCCACUGCCGUCGCCGCCGCUGCCACCAGAGAGGAGCAUGUCUGCAACUCGAGCCAAGAAAGUGAAGAUGGCCACCAAAUCAUGCCCCGAGUGCGACCAACAGGUUCCUGUUGCAUGUAAAUCAUGUCCCUGUGGUUACAUAUUUAUUAGCAGAAAACUUUUAAAUGCAAAACACCCAGAAAAAUCACCAUCUUCUACAGAAAACAAGCAUGAGGCCAAGAGGAGGCGAACAGAGAGAGUUAGGCGAGAGAAGAUAAAUUCUACAGUAAAUAAGGAUUUAGAAAACAGAAAGAGGUCUCGAAGUAACAGCCAUUCAGAUCAUAUCAGACGAGGAAGAGGAAGACCUAAAAGUGCAUCUGCCAAAAAACAUGAGGAAGAAAGAGGGAAGGUCCUUCAAGUGUUCAGAGAAAAUAAUCAAAGUGGUACAGUGGAAUACUACCCAGCAAGGAACAAACUACUCAUGUAUGAACAACAUCAGUGAAUUUCAAAAACAUGUUGAAUGAAAGAAGCUAGACACAAAACAAGAAACAGGAAAAGGAAAUUGACAUCUAUGCUAACCUCUCUGAUGAAAAGGCUUUCGUGUUUUCAGUCGCCUUGGCAGAAAUAAAUAGAAAAAUUAUUAAUCAAAGACUUAUUCUCUGAUAUUUGUCUGCAAAAUGUGUUGAAACUUUCUUCAGGAUUACAUCAGCAAAUUCUCAAACAGUUAUGAACUCCCAGGAGCAUUCUGACUGCAUCAAUAAGGGCCAUUGAUUGUUUUUUUUUCUUUAUCAUUUAGCCUGUGGCACACUUUGGGAGCAAAGCUGCAGGCUUGGACUGUUCUGGGAUUUCCUUGUUUACCAAGGAGUAUUGUCAGUGUUUUGUGUUUGGGAUAUAGUGUAUUAACCCCCACCCCCCACUGAAAAAAAGAAAAAAUGCUGGAUGGCUUUUACAAGAUUAAGGGGUAGGGUUGGGAGUGGAAGUAAGGAAACUAGAGAAAUAAAAUGAUAGUUUGCAGGUUUGCCACCAGAGAUGCAAUAUUUUAAAUACUUUGAGAAAGAGUGACUUUUAAAAAUAUAUAUUUCAGAUUUUCAGCACUAACAUUGCAUAUUUGCAGUUCAUUUCGUAAAUUGGCAAUUGAUAUUUUAUUGAAUGGGGAAUUAAUAAUAUAGACUGUAAAUUUUGUCUUAAAUUGAUUUUUUUCUUGGCCUUUAUUUUUAUAACUUAAGGUAUGAGUUAUAUUUUAGAAGCUACUUUCUAGUUUGGAAGUUUGGGUGCUAUAUGAAGAAAAACAUUUAAGGAUAUAUCAUACUUCAGAUAUAAACACCUUGUUUUCUUGAAUGUAAUUUAUUUAUUAAUUAAAAAAAAUACUUUUUUGCUCUCAAGAUGGUGCCUGUUAACCUAAACAUAAAAUAUAUUUAUUACAUGCAAAAUAUUUCUUAGAUAGCCACUUUGAAGCAGUAAUGUUCUUUCUGAAUGGAUGUUCAUUUAUACAUCCUGAAAAUUAUUUAAAUUGUUACUUAACCUCACUCUGGAGGAAAAAAAUAAACCUUAAUAUUGAAACUAAUAGAUUAAAUAGUUUGGUAUAAGCUUUUUGUUCUAGUGAAGUUUUGUGAACUGUAUUUAAAUUAUUAAUUUUCUAGUGUUAAAUGAUAAUUGUUUAUAUUUGAUUUGUUUUAUAUAAAUGCUUUUGCAUUUUUGUAUAUCGAUUUAAUGCUUAACAUAUUCAAACUUGAUAAUGACUUCCCUUAUUUUAAGUGGACUGUGGCCUCCCCGCACCCCCCCUCCCCCAUCUGUUUGGAAGUCCUGAAGCCUUAUUAGGGAAUGUAGGCAGCAGUUAGACUUAGCCCUUACUUAAGAGAACUUUCCUUUUUAAUUUCAACAACAGCAUUGUCAGCUUCAGAGUGCAUCUCCCAUUACCUCCCAGAAGAAAAGAGGUUUACCUUUUUUUCUACUUUAUUUAAAUGGUAGCCAGCAGAGGGAGCUUAAGAGGUUCUCUAGGUAGGAUGUAGGAUUUUUCCUAAGAAUUCCUUUUCCCUCAAUCCCCAUAUUUACCUGCAAGUACUACUACAAUUAUCUUGUAUGCAUUUUAAAGCCCUAGUAAUAAAGUUUAUUCCCAGAAAUGUUAAUGUGAUUUUAUCUAUGAAAUAUAAGAAAAGUUUAAAUUUUGAGAAAAAAACUUAAGAUUAAUAUCUAAAAAUCCUUGUGAACUUAAUAUAGGCAUACCUCCAAAAUAUUGUGGGUUCAGAUUCAGACCCCUGCAAUAAAGCAAAUAUUGCAGUAAAGCAAGUCACAUGAAUUUUUUGGUUUCCCAGUGCAUAUAAAUGUUAUGUUUAUACUGUACUGUAGUUUUUUCAGUGUGCAAUAGCAGUAUGUCUUUAAAAAAUGUAUAUACCUUAAUUUAAAAAAUACUUAAUUGCUAAAAACUGCUACCCAUCAUCUGAGCCUUCAGCAAGUCAUAAUCUUUGCUGGUGGAGGGUCUUACAUUGAUGUUGAUGCUGCUGACUGAUCAGGGUGAAGGCUGGGGUGGCCGUGGCAAUUUCUAAAAAUAAGACAACAAUGAAGUCUGCCUCAGCGACUGGCUCUUGCUUUCAUAAAUGAUUUCUUGGUAGCAUGUGCUGCUGUUUGGUACCAUUUUACCCAUAGUAGGACUUCUUUCAAAAUUGGAGUCAGUCCUCUCAAACCCUGCCCUACUUUAUCAACUGAGUUUAUGUAAUAUUCUGAAUCCUGUGUUGUGAUUUCAACAAUCUUCACAGCAUCUUCACUAGGGGUAGAGGCCAUCUCAAGAAACCACUUUCUUUACUCAUUCAUACAAAGCAUCUGUUAAAGUUAGAUCAUGACAUUGUAGCAAUUUAGUCAGAUCUUUAGCCUCCAUUUCUGAUUCCAGUUCUCUUGCUAGUUCCACCACAUCUUUGGUUACUUCCUCCACUGAAGUCUUGAACCCCUGAAGGUCAUCCAUGAGGGUUGGAAUCAACUUCUUCCAAACUCCUGUGUAUGUUGAUAUUUUGGCCUCUUUCCAUGAAUCACAAAUGUUCUUAAUGGCUUCUAGAAUGGUGAAUCCUUUCUAGAAGGUUUUCGAUUUACCCAGAUCCAUCAGAGGAAUCACCUGUUUAUGGCAGCUAUAGCCUUUGAAAUGUAUUUCUUAAAUAAUAAGGCUUGAAAGUUGAAACUACUCCUUUAUCCAUGGCCUGCAGAAUGGAUGUUAUGUUAGCAGGCACAAAAACAAUAUUAAUCUUGCUUGUACAUUGCCAGAGCUCUUGGGUGACCAAGGUGUGUUGUCAAUGAACGUUAGUACUUUGAAAGGAAUCUUAUUCUGAGGAGUAGUUCUCAAGAGUGGGCUCUAAAUAGUAAACCAUGUUGUAAACAGAUGUGCUGUUAUCCCGGCUUUGUUUUUCCAUUUAUAGAGCACAGGCAGAGUAAAUUUACCAUAAUUUUAAAGGGUCCUAAGGUUUUCAGAAUGGUAAAUGAGCAUUGGCUUCAACUUAAAGUCACCUACUACAUUAACUCCUAACAAGAGAGACUGUCCUUUGAACCUUUGAUGGCAGGCAUUGACUUCUCUCUAGCAUGGAAGUCCUAGAUGGCAUCUUCCAAUAUAAGGCUGUUUUGUCUACAUUGAAAAUCUGUUGUUUAAUGUAGCCAUCUUCAUUAAUUAGACCUUCUGGAUAACCUGUUACAGCUUCUGCAUCAGCACAUGCUGCUUGCAUUUUUAUUUUAUGGAGACAGCUUCUUUCCAUAAACCUCAUGAAACAACUUCUACCUUCAAACUUUCUUCUGGAGCUCCCUCACCUCUUGGCCUUCAUAGAAUUGCAGAGAGUUAGGGCCUUGCUCUGGAUUAUGUUUUGGCUAAAUGUUGUGGCUGGUUUGAUCUUCUGUCCAUAUGGAAGAUCUUCAUAUCAGCCUCCAUAAGGCUGUUUCUCAUCAUUUAUGUGUUCACUGGAGUAGCACUUUUAAUUUCCUUCAAGAAGUUUUCCUUUGCAUUCACAACUUGGCUAACUGGUGCAAGAGGCUUAGCUUUCAGCCUGUCUUGAUUUUCGACAUGCUUUUCUCACCGAGCUUAAUCAUUUCUAGCUUUUGAUAUAAAGUGAGAGAUGUGACUUCCUUUCACUUGAACACUUAGAGUCCAUUUAGAGGUAUUAAUUGACCUAAUUUCAACAUUGUUGUGUCCCAGAAUAGGGAGGCCAGGGGAGAGGGAGGAAGACACGGAAUGUCUGGUGGCGGAGCAGUCAGAAUACACAUAUUUAUUAAGGUUGUUAUGUUGGCACAGUUCAUGGCACCCCAAAAUAAUGAUAAUAGUAACAGCAAAGUUCACUGAUUGCAGUUCACCAUAACAAAUAUAAAAAUAAUGGGAAAGUUCAAAAUAUUGUGAGAAUUACCAGAAAUGACACAGAGACACAAAGUGAGCAAAUGAUGUUGUAAAAAUUGCACCUAUAGACUUGCUUGAUGUAGGGUUGCCACAAGCCUUCAAUUGUUUAAAAAAAAAAAAAAAAAAAAAAGGAAGUAUCUGCGAAGCUCAAUAAAAUGAAGUAUGCCUAUGCCUAUGGAGGUCCCCAGGAAAGGCAAGAACAGCUUAUGGAGUAGGCAUCUCUUUAAGAAUUAUUGAUGUCAGAGUCAUUCCAUUUAAAGCUGAAGACCCUUAGAAGAAAGUCAUGUUAAAAUAGUCAUUGGAUACAAUAAGGGAGGAGACUGGUGACCAGGCUAGAGUUUGCCACUUAGAAAUGUAAUUGUUUCAGAUGUUCAAAUCAUUGGCUUAUUUUAAAAGUUCUUUGACAGAGGGGCAAACUAGUCUUCCCCUGUUAUGUGAUGUAACCUAUUUAAUCAAUUUCUCUAAAAAUCAUAUUUGCUGAUAAAUAUGUAUAUAAGCUAACUCUUUGUAAAGCUGAAUUUGUCUAUGUAUGUUGUAGUGGUCUCAGGAAAUAGUACUUUGUCACUGGUGUUGAAGAAACCUUUCUUGUCAGCAGAUGUCCUAAAAGCAUAAUUAUAGUAAUUUAAUUAGAUAA